AUGAGCUUGAAAGAAGUAUUCGAACAACAUCCAUGGAGGUCUUUUAAGAAAUUCAAUGAAGCUGCAAAGAGUUCGGGAUUUACUAACAGAGCUGAAGUGAAAAGGUUCUUUAACAAAAAUGUUGUACAUCAAACAAAAAUAAAUCCUUACGACUACUUUUUACCAAUUUACUCCAACACUCCUGACGCAUACCAAUUUGACACUCUCAUUCAAAGCAGAAAAGGAGGACAUAAACCAUUCCUCAUCUUCAUAAAUGUUAACACUCGCAAAGCUUUUGCGUAUAUAAUGAGAAAUAAAGGAACUCGUGAAGUGUUAAGAGUUUUACAAAAGUUUGUAGCAGAACAUAACCCAAGUACUUUAACAUCAGACCAAGACAGUGCAUACCUCAGCAACGAAAUCACAGAAUUUCUCAUUAAGCAUAACAUAACUCACUACACUACUGAAGACCAUAACCAUAAUAUUUUAGGUAUCAUUAAUCGCUUCAUAAGAACGCUCAGAGAUUUAAAUCAAGAGCGAGACUUUACCGAAGAAACAAUGAAACAUUUUCUCGAAGUAUAUAAUUCCUCAACAAAUUCUACAACAGGACAUACACCAAAUUCAAUGACACAACAACAAGAAGAAAAGUAUAUACAAAAGAAACGAAGCCAAACACAAAAUAUCAGAAAUUCAACACAAUUUACCCUCAUUCCUGGUACAAAAGUUCGUGUAGUUCUUGACGACAAACCGUUGACAAAGAAACGUUUAAGGUUAAGUCGAAAUUAUUAUAUCGUAGACUCUACGCAAGGUAAUGGAUAUCUUAUAAAAGCUGCUGACGACUCCAUAGCAUUUACCCUCGUCAUAAAUUAG
Trichomonas vaginalis G3 is the source of this 846-nucleotide messenger RNA. Its product is annotated as integrase core domain containing protein family. The record is from RefSeq and is a predicted model, not a curated record. Gene Ontology annotation, biological process: DNA integration. The coding region runs from base 1 to 846 and encodes 281 amino acids. Gene Ontology annotation, molecular function: nucleic acid binding. The transcript has a single exon. NCBI's taxonomy places the organism in Eukaryota, Parabasalia, Trichomonadida, Trichomonadidae.